This is a messenger RNA of Jatropha curcas, 4975 nucleotides long. The record is from RefSeq and is a predicted model, not a curated record. Lineage: Eukaryota; Viridiplantae; Streptophyta; Magnoliopsida; Malpighiales; Euphorbiaceae.
CAGCAUUAUACAAUCCUUAGAGCAUACUAACAUUCUCCCUAGUACUUCUUCCUCUCUCUUUCCCACAAAGCAUUCAUGUCCUUCUCAACAUUCUUAUUCUGAAUCUUGAUGAUCAUAUAGAUUUUCAAUAUGGGAACUCCAGUAAACAUUAUUGUUGGAUCACAUGUUUGGGCAGAAGAUCCUGAGGAUGCAUGGAUCGAUGGUGAAGUGAUAGAAAUCAAAGGGAAAGAUGCAAUCGUCAUCACCACAAAUGGGAAAAGAAUAGUCGCAGAUAUUUCCAGCAUAUAUCCAAAGGACACAGAAGCACCACCUGCAGGAGUUGACGACAUGACCAAAUUGGCUUACCUGCAUGAACCAGGAGUCUUACAUAACCUUGCUUGCCGGUUUACUCUAAAUGAGAUAUAUACUUACACUGGGAACAUUCUGAUAGCGGUGAAUCCAUUCCAAAGACUGCCGCAUUUGUAUGACAUUCACAUGAUGGAGCAGUAUAAAGGAGCUGCUUUUGGAGAGCUAAGUCCCCAUCUUUUUGCUGUGGCAGACACUUGUUUCAGAGCAAUGAUAAAUGAACAGGAAAGCCAGUCAAUUUUGGUAAGUGGGGAGAGCGGAGCUGGUAAAACAGAGACAACAAAGAUGCUCAUGAGAUACCUUGCAUUCAUGGGGGGCAGAUCAGGCACCGAAGGAAGAACUGUAGAACAACAAGUUUUGGAGUCAAACCCAGUCUUGGAAGCAUUUGGGAAUGCUAAAACGGUGAAAAACAACAAUUCCAGUCGUUUUGGCAAGUUCGUUGAGAUACAAUUUGAUAAGCAUGGAAAGAUCUCUGGAGCUGCAGUUCGUACUUACCUUCUUGAAAGGUCGCGUGUUUGCCAGGUUUCUGACCCAGAAAGAAACUAUCAUUGUUUUUAUAUGCUUUGUGCAGCACCGCCGGAGGAUGCUAAAAAAUUCAAGUUAGGGGAUCCAAGAACAUUCCACUAUUUAAACCAAUCCAACUGUUAUAAAGUGGCAAAUGUCGACGAUGCCAGAGAGUAUUUAGAAACCAGAAAUGCAAUGGAUAUUUUAGGAAUCAGCCAGGACGAGCAGGAUGCCAUAUUCCGUGUAGUAGCAGCAAUCCUCCAUCUUGGAAAUAUUGACUUCAUUAAAGGGAAAGAAGUUGAUUCUUCCAAACUCAAGGAUGAGAAAGCACGCUACCAUCUUCAAACUGCAGCAGAGUUACUAAUGUGCGAAGAGAAGGCACUGGAAGACUCACUUUGCAAGCGUGUCAUAGUGACUCCUGAUGGAAACAUUACAAAACCUCUGGACCCAGAUUCAGCUGCCUUGAGCCGUGAUGCCUUAGCUAAGACUGUUUACUCCAGGCUGUUUGAUUGGAUUGUGGAUAAGAUUAACAGUUCAAUUGGUCAAGAUCCCAGUGCGACAAGUAUAAUUGGAGUCCUUGAUAUUUAUGGCUUUGAAAGCUUCAAGAUUAACAGUUUUGAGCAGCUAUGCAUCAACCUAACAAAUGAGAAGUUGCAACAGCAUUUUAACCAGCAUGUAUUUAAGAUGGAGCAAGAAGAAUAUACAAGGGAGGAAAUAAAUUGGAGUUAUGUCGAGUUUGUAGAUAACCAGGAUGUUCUGGAUCUGAUUGAAAAGAAACCUGGGGGUAUAAUAGCCCUUCUUGAUGAGGCCUGCAUGUUUCCCAAGUCAACUCAUGAGACAUUUGCACAAAAGAUGUACCAGACAUACAAAGGACACAAACGAUUUAGCAAGCCAAAACUUGCCCGAACAGACUUCACAAUCAAUCACUAUGCUGGAGAUGUCACAUACCAAGCUGACCAAUUUCUUGAUAAAAAUAAGGAUUAUGUUGUAGCAGAACAUCAAGCCUUAUUAAAUGCUUCCAAGUGCCCUUUUGUUGCUAAUCUUUUCCCUCCAUUACCUGAAGAGACAUCAAAGCAAUCCAAGUUCUCUUCCAUUGGUACCCGAUUCAAGCAACAAUUACAAUCUCUAAUGGAGACACUGAACACAACAGAGCCACAUUAUAUCAGAUGUGUAAAGCCAAAUACAAUUUUAAAGCCUGGAAUCUUUGAGAACUUCAAUGUGUUAAACCAAUUAAGAUGUGGGGGUGUACUGGAGGCUAUUAGAAUAAGUUGUGCAGGAUAUCCGACAAAAAGAACAUUUGAUGAGUUUCUUGAUCGUUUUGGAAUGCUUGCUCCUGAUGUUCUAGAAGGGUGUGAUGAGAAAUCUGCGUGCAUCGCCAUCUUGGAGAGGAUGGGUUUAAAGGGUUAUCAGAUAGGGAAAACUAAGGUAUUCCUUAGAGCUGGGCAGAUGGCUGAGUUAGACGCAAGAAGAACUGAAGUAUUGGCUAACUCUGUAAGACGAAUCCAGAGACAAAUCCGGACACAUCUAACCAGAAAAGAGUUCAUUGCCCUACGGAGUGCUUCAAUAAAUAUGCAGAAACACUGGAGAGCACAACUUGCACGUAAGCAAUAUGAACAAAUGAGAGAAGAAGCAGCCUCUAUCCGGAUACAAAAAAAUAUCCGUGCUCAUACAGCAAGAAAAUUUUACAAAAACUUACAGACAUCAGCAUUAUAUAUUCAAACUGGAUUACGAGCAAUGGCAGCACAUGAUCAAUAUAGAUACAGAAGGAGGACAAAGGCUGCAACUACAAUUCAGACACAAUGGAGAAGGUUUAAAGCUCUUUCUGCUUAUAACCAGCAACAGAAAGCAACUCUUACACUUCAAUGUCUUUGGAGAGCAAAGGUAGCAAGGAAGGAGCUUAGAAAGCUGAGAAUGGCUGCAAGAGAAACAGGGGCACUUAAAGAAGCUAAGGACAAACUAGAGAAGCGUGUUGAAGAGCUAACAUGGAGACUGGAAUUUGAGAAGCACUUGAGGAUUGAUCUCGAAGAAGCUAAAGGGCAAGAAAUCUCAAAGUUACAAAAUCAAUUGCAUGACAUAGAAGGACAGCUGGAUGAAGCCUAUGCUGCAAUCAUCCAGGAGAAGGAAGCAGCAAAGUCAGCUAUAGAACAAGCCCCACCAGUCAUCAAAGAGGUGCCAGUUGUGGAUGACACCAAAUUACAGUUUCUUAGGGAUCAAAAUGAGGAACUCGAGGAUAAGAUAAGAGAGAUGGAGGAGAAAAUGGAGGAAUUUGAGGACAAGUGCAAUAAACUGGAAAAAGAAAGCAAUGUGAGACUAAGAGAAGCAGAGGAAGCACAGCUGAAAACAAUCCAACUCCAAGAGACCAUCGAAAGAUUAGAAAUAAACUUGUCCAACCUCGAAUCUGAGAAUCAGGUUCUACGCCAGCAGGCUCUGGUUGCAUCAACAAAUGAGGACCUCAGUGAAGAACUAGAAACCCUCAAACAUAAGAUAAAGGAUCUGGAAUCGGAGAAUGAGUUGCUCCGCAAACGACCAGCUGUUCUAGAGCAGAUAGUGACACCCGAAAGGAUUUUGUCUCAAGUCAAGAAUUUCAACAAUGGACACCAAAUAGAAGAAGAGCCUCAAACGGCAAAAGUACUGCCAUCCUCAUUCAGUACACAUUUUCACGAUUUGAAUACAAACUGUCAUGAGCCAGAACCUGUUGUCUCCCACUUAACUAAACAAAGAUCGCUAACAGACAGGCAGCAGGAAAAUCAUGAUGCACUUAUCAAAUGUCUAGUGGAAGAGAAGCAGUUUGAUAAGAACAGACCUGUUGCUGCCUGUGUUGUGUACAAGGCACUUCUUCAGUGGAGAUCUUUUGAAGCAGAGAAGACAAAUAUAUUUGAUAGGAUUAUUCACACAAUUAGAUCCUGUGUAGAGAGCCAAGAUGACAUUGAUAACCUAGCAUACUGGCUCUCAACAACUUCUACUCUUUUGUAUCUUCUCCAAAGUACACUUAAGGCAAACAACACACAGAAUGCAUCUGCACAGCGUAAUCGAAAUUCCCCGGCCACCUUAUUUGGUAGAAUGGCACAAGGAUUCCGGCCAUCUUCAAUGGGCAUAGGAUUAUCAAGCGGGUACAGUGGAAUGGUAGGAAAACCAAAAGAGCAACUAAAAGUGGAAGCCAAGUAUCCAGCACUUCUAUUUAAGCAACAUUUAACAGCAUAUGUUGAGAAGAUAUAUGGGCUGAUCCGUGAUAGUGUCAAGAAAGAGAUAAGUCCAUUCUUGAAUUUCUGCAUACAGGCGCCAAGAGCAAUGAGGGCUAGAUCAAUAAGAGGUUCAUCUAAAAAUAUCCAUUCAAAUAUCGUUGCAAGACAACAAGCAUCAAACAUACACUGGCAGAGCAUAGUUAAUAAGCUAGAUAUUACCUUGAGCAUAAUGUCAGAGAACAAUGUCCCUCCUGUAUUCACCAGGAAAAUUUUUAGUCAGGUCUUUUCAUUCAUAAAUGUACAGCUUUUUAACAGCUUAUUGCUUCGACGUGAGUGCUGCUCAUUUAGCAAUGGCGAAUACGUAAAGGCAGGUUUGCAAGAAUUGGACCAAUGGUGCAUCAAAGCAUCAGAUCAGUUUGCAGGAACAUCAUGGGGUGAACUCCAACACAUAAGGCAAGCUGUAGGGUUUCUGGUUUUGCAUCAAAAAGCACAAAAAUCUGUGGAUGGGAUCACAAAUGAAAUAUGCCCGAUGCUGAGCAUUCCGCAAAUAUAUCGCAUUGGGACUAUGUUCUGGGAUGAUAAAUAUGGAACACAGGGAUUAUCUCCAGAUGUAAGUUCUUUUUUUUCCCUUUUUUUUGCCGCAACCGUUGAGAGGGAUGAAAUGUCAACCAUUUUCAACGGAAGAGAUAUUCCGGUCAUUUGGUGCAAUUAGCCUAUCCGAUGUGGAAGCUCCACCGCUGCUACGUCAAAGAUCCGACUUCCAUUUCCUACUGCAAACCGCAGAUUCUCUUUAAUUUACUCAAAUGAGGUUAUGAAUGUGUUUCUCAGGGUGAAAGAAGAGAGAAUACGAGUGGCGAGUGGAGUGAGUGUUUGUUCUGUUUUGUUUUGUUUUGUUUGACUAUUAUUAUUAUUAUUUAUUUAUUUAUUUAUUUAAUCCUUUAUUA